Molecule: messenger RNA, 711 nt
Organism: Rotaria sp. Silwood1
Lineage: Eukaryota; Metazoa; Rotifera; Eurotatoria; Philodinida; Philodinidae
Source: the annotation of a GenBank genome assembly
AUGGAGAAAGCUCCUAGUAAAUCAGCUAUGAAGAGACGACAAGAACUUGUCGAUAUAUUGAUGAGUAACAGACCGUCAGCAAUACAAUCACAUCAAUCAUCGACAUCUUCUGCUACCGAAUCAGUUAUCAGCAUGAUAAUGCCCAAGCCUAGUAAAUCAGCACAAGCUAACAAUGAAUUGUCAAUCGCACGUUUAUCGGGCAUCGCAUGGAUGUGGAAGGCAAAUAUUGAUCCUCGGUCAUCAACUGAACCCGACGAAUGGAAAAACUAUUCUGAUAUUGAAAAUAUGAUUAUAGAAGAGAUUAACAAUAACAAUACCAAUAAUCAACGACCUGUCCAACGAAUUGUGAUGGGCGAACGAGCAGAGCAACGAUUGAGAGAAGCUCCAUUUAUGCCGAAUUCAAUCAAACUCAAUGCUUCAUUUCGUAAAAAUCAUGUAUUAACAUCAACUUUGGAAUUCGUUCGAGCAACAAGAGAGAAAUUCCAGUUUCAAUGUGAAAAUCUUGAAGAUGAACUUCCAACAAUUGUCGAAUAUGUUGCUCUUGGUCUUAUCAUCGAAGGAAAAUUAGUUGACAAAAAAUGUGAAGCGGAAUGGAUGGCGGAACAAUUGAGAAAAAUGAGCAGAAACUCGAAAGUAGUGAUCGAAAAAUGCUGUGCACGUCUUUAUACAAUGGAAAGUUUUCUUUAUCAAAAACUCAAUGAAGCUAUGUGA